This is a messenger RNA of Microdochium trichocladiopsis, 534 nucleotides long. RefSeq lists its product as uncharacterized. Lineage: Eukaryota; Fungi; Ascomycota; Sordariomycetes; Xylariales; Microdochiaceae. The coding region runs from base 1 to 534 and encodes 177 amino acids. The record is from RefSeq and is a predicted model, not a curated record. The transcript has a single exon.
AUGUUAGCAUUCCACCAUCUACGUGCGCGCCCCGGCAAAUACCCCAAGCUUAGGGUGAACUACCGUUGUUGUCUUGACUGCGGAAAUUGGCAUGGCUACAAAUGCAGAUAUGAAGGCCUGAAAGUCUGCAUCCACUGCCGAAGUCAAGACCAUAGAGGCGGAGAGUGCCCAACCCCUGGUUGUUCGACCUGUCACAAGAGGCAUUCUGGUGAGUGCUGGCAUAUUGCUCAGUUGGCCACUAGACACCAUAGCAAUUUUGCCUGUCCUCACUGUCAAAGAGUUCAUCCCGGACGUUGUUGGAACCUUGCCAUCCAAGACAGGAGCAGAAUCCGCAACCGCAAGAUACCACGUAGAACAGAGACCAUCAUGUGGCCCAAAGCCUCUAAAGACGAUGUACUACUGGUCCUGUUACGACUUCUCUCUCAGCCCAUGAUUGUCCGCUCAAUCAAUGAGUUACAGGGGCAACAUCUCAAGCCCAACCAUACGAAGCCUGAACGCAUCCCAAGCGCUACCCAAGUGCCGUUCUUCUCUUAA